Caenorhabditis elegans is the source of this 1488-nucleotide messenger RNA. It is a transcript of the gene srlf-32, whose product is annotated as SXP/RAL-2 family protein Ani s 5-like cation-binding domain-containing protein. The transcript has 10 exons. Lineage: Eukaryota; Metazoa; Nematoda; Chromadorea; Rhabditida; Rhabditidae. The coding region runs from base 70 to 1431 and encodes 453 amino acids. The record is from RefSeq and is marked reviewed.
UUUUCACAUUUAUCCUUCCAUUUCAUUCACUGGUUUUUGUACUUCGUGAGUUACUACCUCGAUCAGAAAAUGAGGAAUCUGAUAUUAUUUGGAGCCCUUGUGAGCACUGCAUGCUCAUUCAAGUUUUUGGAAAAUGCACAGACAUACCUAUCAGGAAAUGCAGAUGCUUCAGUUUCGGCUGGAAGUUCUGGAUCCAACUUCCUCUCUGGUCUUCAAAACUCAUCGUUUGGUCAGGCAGUCAUGGGCGGAAUUAAUACAUACAAUCAGGCAAAAAAUUCAAGCGGUGGAAACUGGCAAACAGCUGUUGCCAACUCAUCAGUUGGUAAUUUCUUCCAAAACGGAAUUGAUUUCUUCAAUGGAAUGAAAAAUGGAACUCAAAACUUCCUCGAUACCGAUACCAUUCAAGAAACCAUUGGAAAUUCCUCGUUCGGAGAAGUUGUGCAGACUGGAGUUGAAUUCUUCAACAACAUCAAAAACGGAAACUCGCCAUUCCAAGGAGAUGCUUCUUCCGUCAUGUCGCAGUUUGUUCCAUUCCUCGCCAACGCAUCAGCCGAAGCGAAAGCUGAAUUCUACACAAUUCUACCAAAUUUCGGAAAUAUGACAAUUGCUGAGUUCGAAACAGCCGUCAAUGCAUGGGCUGCAAAGUAUAAUCUGACUGACGAGGUUGAAGCAUUCAAUGAAAGAUCCAAGAAUGCGACUGUUGUGGCUGAAGAACAUGCUAAUGUAGUUGUCAUGAAUCUACCAAAUGUUCUCAACAACUUGAAGGCUAUUUCAAGCGAUAAAAACCAAACUGUCGUUGAGAUGCACACUAGAAUGAUGGCAUAUGUCAACUCGUUGGAUGAUGAUACUAGAGAUAUCGUCUUCAUCUUCUUCAGAAAUCUCCUUCCACCUCAAUUCAAAAAAUCCAAGUGCGUUGAUCAAGGAAACUUUUUGACAAACAUGUACAACAAGGCAUCCGACUUUUUCGCAGGUAGAAAUAACAGAACUGAUGGUGAAGGAAGCUUCUGGAGUGGACAAGGACAAAAUGGAAAUAGCGGAGGAUCUGGUUUCUCCUCAUUUUUCAACAAUUUCAAUGGACAAGGAAAUGGAAAUGGAAACGGAGCACAAAAUCCAAUGAUCGGAAUGUUUAACAAUUUUAUGAAGAAGAACAACAUUACUGCCGAUGAAGCUAAUGCAGCGAUGGCUGAUGGUGGAGCAUCUAUUCAAAUUCUUCCAGCCAUUUCAGCUGGUUGGGGUGAUGUUGCUCAAGUGAAAAUUGGCGGUGAUUUCAAGAUUGCUGUCGAGGAGGAAACGAAAACCACCAAAAAGAAUAAGAAGCAACAACAACAAGCAAACAAAAAUAAGAAUAAGAAUAAGAAAAAGACAACAAUUGCACCAGAAGCUGCUAUCGAUGCCAACAUCGCAGCUGAAGUACAUACCCAAGUUCUUUAGAAACCGUUUUGAAUGAAUAAAUACAUUCGGAAAAGUUAUAUAAAAGAGUUUUCACAU